Messenger RNA from Indicator indicator, 1246 nucleotides. RefSeq names its product translocase of inner mitochondrial membrane 22 (gene TIMM22). The record is from RefSeq and is a predicted model, not a curated record. The transcript is spliced from 4 exons. NCBI's taxonomy places the organism in Eukaryota, Metazoa, Chordata, Aves, Piciformes, Indicatoridae. Gene Ontology annotation, biological process: protein insertion into mitochondrial inner membrane. The coding region runs from base 1 to 567 and encodes 188 amino acids. Gene Ontology annotation, cellular component: TIM22 mitochondrial import inner membrane insertion complex. Gene Ontology annotation, molecular function: transmembrane protein transporter activity.
AUGGCGCCGUCCUCCGCUCCGGGUGGCUCGGAGCCCCCCCCGCCGCCACUGCAGUACAGCCUGCUGCUGCAGCACCUGGUGGGCGAGCAGCGGCGGCCCCGCGCCUUGGACCCCGCGGCUCUCGGCGGCAUCCCCAGCCCGCCCAAGAGCGAGGAGCAGAAGAUGGUGGAGCGGGCCAUGGAGAGCUGCGCCUUCAAGGCGGUGCUGGCCUGCGUGGGAGGAUUUGUUCUGGGAGGUGCAUUUGGUGUCUUCACUGCUGGCAUUGACACCAACGUUGGGUUUGAUCCCAAGGAUCCAUAUCGUACACCGACUGCAAAAGAGGUCCUCAAAGAUAUGGGGCAGAGAGGCAUAUCCUAUGCAAAAAACUUUGCCAUUGUGGGUGCCAUGUUCUCCUGCACUGAAUGUGUGGUGGAAUCUUAUCGUGGAAAGUCAGACUGGAAGAACAGUGUCAUUAGUGGCUGCAUCACAGGAGGAGCAAUCGGCUUCAGAGCUGGUUUGAAGGCCGGGGUUAUCGGCUGCGGCGGAUUUGCCGCUUUCUCCGCUGCCAUCGAUUACUACCUACGGUAGCAGUGGGAUCCCCUGGGAGCAAGUUUCCCUUGUGCUCCAGUGCUGCUGCUAAGAGCCUGCACCAUGGCUGAAGAACCACCAGGCUUACCUUUCCACUGCCUCUGGAGUCCUGAUCAGUGCAAGCUGGAUGGCGUUGGCUGCUUUUCCUGAAUGACUAACAACGAUCUGGCUCUGAGCCCUGGCCUGCUGCUUGGGGCAGGCUUGCAGGAGGACGCGAGGCCAGAGCCCAGGCGCAGCGAGCAGUAUCUCCAGGAUGGAUCAGCUGACUGUCCGUUUCCAGGAAACAAGCCUGGACUCUGGGCUUUCUUGAUCCUCAAGGUCUGAUUUUGAUUAAGUCUGUUGCUAGCAUCAAAAGAGGCAGGAGGACACUCUUCAAACAGACCCGCAGCGAUUUAGGUUACCGUGCAGCUGAACGCACUGCCAGCGUUCAAGUUGUCGGUUUGCAGCUUGCUAAUCUGUUGGGGAGAGGUAAGAUCCUGUGGAGAAAUUAGUUUGUUCCAGGCUUUUCUUAAAAUACCAGCUGAAGACAAACCACCAUCUGUACAACUUGUCUUAUUUCAAGUACAGAGAUGAGAGCCAGAUUUCUGUACCACGUCUUAAAGGGAAACGCUAAAAGGAAUCCUUAGCCUCAGAACCGUGUGGUUACUGGCAGAUGAACAAAACAGUUUGAGGGGAAAAA